AUGAAUUCAAGAUUAAUAGGCAAUGGAAAAAACACUUUAGUCCUCUCCCAUGGCUAUGGGGGAAGCCAAGCAGUUUGGGAUGCAGUUGUCCCCGAGCUAUCUAAGAGUUAUCAGCUCUUCCUCUUCGACUGGAGUUUCUCAGCCGCGGUCGAUCCGCCGGUAGCCUUCGAUUCACACGAGGAUUUUCAUUUCGAAGCCUUCGCUGACGAGCUCAUCGCUCUCCUGGACGAUAAUAAGCUAAAGGAUGUCGUCUUCGUCGGUCACUCCAUGGCCGGCAUGGUUGGCUGCUCCGCCUCUAUCAGACGGCCGGACCUCUUCAGCCACCUGGUCCUCGUCGGCACCUCGCCACGGUUAGUUAAAGUUGUAUGUCACAAGCAAAAUUCUGCACCACUUUUUUAUGUCUGCGUGUGGAAAAAAUAUUAAAAUAGGUAUGAAUAGAUGCAGAUUUGAUAGUAUUCGAUGUUAUUUAGUGUUACUGUGGUGGUAUUACAAUAAAAUAUCACUGCAACACAAUACCACCAUAAUACCAAAAAAUAAUACAAAUCCAGAUGCGUGAAUUCCGCACGUUAUAUCGCUCAUGUAUGUCUGUGUGUGUGUGUGCGUGUAUAAAUAAAUGGUCGGAAGCUAUUAAACGAGCCCCGAUCAUCCCUAUGUAUACUAAAUAUUCGAGUAUCACACUCUACAUACGUGGGGAUUCGAACCCAUGACCUGAGAGUAUUUAAGAUCUUC
Phalaenopsis equestris is the source of this 729-nucleotide messenger RNA. RefSeq names its product strigolactone esterase D14-like. The transcript has a single exon. The annotation marks the transcript as partial. NCBI's taxonomy places the organism in Eukaryota, Viridiplantae, Streptophyta, Magnoliopsida, Asparagales, Orchidaceae. The record is from RefSeq and is a predicted model, not a curated record.